Triticum turgidum subsp. durum (durum wheat) is the source of this 2313-nucleotide messenger RNA. The record is from the annotation of a GenBank genome assembly. Lineage: Eukaryota; Viridiplantae; Streptophyta; Magnoliopsida; Poales; Poaceae.
AUGGGGACGGGGUGGCGGAGGGCGCUGUGCACGUCGGUGAGCCGGGACGACAGCGACGGCGGGAGCGCCAAGCGCCGCCCGCCGCCGGCGCGCGGCGACGCGCCGGCGACCCCGCGGAAGCUGGCCUUCUUCUCCGGCAUGGGCGGCGGGGGUGGGGGGAGCAACCCGCCGGCCCCCGCGCUGCGGUGCCGCACGAGGCCGACGGCGGAGCCGGAGAGCGUGGCGCCCAUGACGCCGCCGCAGCCGGCGUCGGCGCCGGUGUCGGCCAGGAAGCGGGUGCCGCUGCUGCAGGCCAUCUCGGCGCCGUCCUCGCCCAGAUCCCCCUCCAGAUUCGCGCUCUUCAAGGCCUCCAUCCUCCCCACCAAGGCGCGGUGCGGCGUGUGCACGCGGGGCGUCAAGAACGGCGGCGGCGCGGCGGUGUUCACGGCGGAGUGCUCCCACUCCUUCCACUUCCCCUGCAUCGCGGCGCACGCGCGCGCGGCCGCCUCCGGCGCGCUCUGCUGCCCGGUCUGCUCCGCGCCGUGGCGCCAGGCGCCGUUCCUCGCCUCGCUCCGCCUCCACCUCGACGCCGACGGCUCCCCGCACCGCAAGCACAGGACCUCCGACGACUCCCGCAAGACGGCGCCGGUGACGGCCAAGGCCGCCGGCGUGCCCAAGGUGUACGACGACGACGAGCCGCUGCUGGCGCCCAAGUCCGCCGCCAACGGCAGCGGGUUCAACCCGAUCCCGGAGGCCGACGAGGACGGCGACGAGGGCGAGGGCGAGGGCGAGGAGGCCGGCCGGGAGGGCGAGUUCCGGGGCUUCUUCCCGCACCCGCCGCGGGUGCGGACCGGGCUGGCGGUGACAGUCGCGCCUGAGGCCGCGCUGGUGUCGUCCGGGCGGAGGCACGGCAAGUACGUGGUGGUGGUGAAGGUGAAGGCGCCGGCGCUGCGGUCGUCGGCGUCGCGGCGCGCGCCCAUCGACCUGGUGACGGUGCUGGACGUGAGCCAGGGCAUGAUGGGGGAGAAGCUGCAGAUGCUGAAGCGCGGGAUGCGGCUGGUGAUCGCGUCGCUCGGCCCCGCCGACCGGCUCUCCCUCGUCGCCUUCUCCGGCGCCGCCAAGCGGCUGAUGCCGCUGCGGCGGAUGUCGCGGCAGGGGCAGCGGUCGGCGCGGCAGAUCGUGGACCGCCUCGUGGUGUGCGCCGCCGCGCAGGGGCAGGAGCAGCAGGCGCAGGGCGCCUGCGCCGGCGACGCGCUGCGCAAGGCCACCAAGGUCCUCGAGGACCGCCGCGACCGCAACCCCGUCGCCACCGUCAUGCUCCUCUCCGACACGCAGCAGCAGCAGCAGCAGCAGGACGCGAGGAAGCACGGCGACCACCACCACGCCCUGCGCCGCCCGCAGCCGGCUCCGGCGGCGGCGGCCACGCGGUUCACCCACGUCGAGAUCCCCAUCGCCGGGCCCGGGCCGGCCGACGACGCGCCGGCGCGGUCGCCGCUCGCGCCCAAGCAGGAGGAGCAGCUGGAGUCGAGCGCCCCCGCGGAGCACGCCUUCGCGAAAUGCCUGGGCGGCCUCGUCAGCGUGGUGAUGCAGGAGGUGCACCUGGAGCUCGCCUUCCCGACGGGGGAGAUCACGGCGGUGUACUCCUGCGGCGCCGGGCAGCAGGCCGUGGCCCUCGCGGGCGGCGCCGGCGGCAGCGGCGGGUCGGCCCUGAGCGUGCGGCUCGGCGAGAUGUACGCGGAGGAGGAGCGGGAGCUGCUGGUGGAGCUGCGGGCGCCGCUGGGCGCGCACCCGCACGCGCUGUCCGUCCGGUGCGCGUACCGCGACCCGGCGUCGCAGGAGACGGUGCGCGGCGCCGAGCAGCCGCUGCUCCUGCCCCCGCUCCACGACGGCGGCGGCGGGGGGAGCUCCACGUCCUCCUCGCAGCAGCGGCUCCACGACCUGUUCGUGGCGACCCGCGCGGUGGCGGAGUCGCGGCGGCUGGCGGAGCUGGGCGACUUCUCGACGGCGACGCACCUGCUGUCCUCCGCGCGGCGGCUGGUGCUGCAGUCCCCGCCGACGCAGCAGCAGCAGGACCUGCUGGGCGGCCUGGACACGGAGCUGGGCGACAUGCGGUGGCGGCGCGGCCAGCAGCAGCCGCCGACGCCAACAUCCCGGUCAGCGACGCCCUCCGGCACGCCGCGAGCAUCAUCGGGCGGCGGAGGAGGGGGCGGAAGCGAGCCGCUGACGCCGACGUCGGCGUGGCGCGCGGCGGAGCAGCUGGCGAAGGUGGCCAUCAUGCGCAAGUCCAUGAACCGGGUGAGCGACCUGCACGGCUUCGAGAACGCGCGCUUCUGA